This is a messenger RNA of Exophiala aquamarina CBS 119918, 528 nucleotides long. RefSeq lists its product as uncharacterized. Gene Ontology annotation, cellular component: nuclear cap binding complex. Gene Ontology annotation, biological process: mRNA cis splicing, via spliceosome. Gene Ontology annotation, molecular function: RNA cap binding. NCBI's taxonomy places the organism in Eukaryota, Fungi, Ascomycota, Eurotiomycetes, Chaetothyriales, Herpotrichiellaceae. The transcript is spliced from 3 exons. The record is from RefSeq and is a predicted model, not a curated record. Bases 1 to 528 code for a protein of 175 amino acids.
AUGCUAGAUAUUACCACAGUCGACAGGCUUGACAGGCCCAGCUCCUACUUCUCCACUCGGGGAAACAACGGAAGGUAUACCAAUGAUGACAGAGAUGACAACCCACCAAAAGAGGAGGAAGAUCCGUUGAAGGAUGCCACAACUCUGUAUGUCGGCAACCUGUCAUUCUAUACCACCGAAGAGCAGAUCCAUGAGCUAUUCUCCAAAUGCGGCGAGAUCAAACGACUGGUCAUGGGGUUGGACCGCUUUCAAAAGACGCCGUGUGGCUUCUGCUUCGUUGAAUACUAUACACACCAAGAAGCGCUCGACUGUAUGAAAUACAUUGGUGGUACGAAGCUUGACGAGCGAGUCAUCCGAACCGAUCUUGACUCAGGUUUCAUCGAGGGACGCCAGUAUGGGCGGGGCAAGUCCGGAGGGCAAGUCAGAGAUGAAUACCGAGACGAGUUUGAUCCUGGGCGAGGCGGCUAUGGUCGCGCAAUUGACGCCGAGAGACGCAAAGAAGAAGAGGAAUACGGAUCUGGCCGAUAA